Molecule: messenger RNA, 7632 nt
Organism: Gigantopelta aegis
Lineage: Eukaryota; Metazoa; Mollusca; Gastropoda; Neomphalida; Peltospiridae
Product: wings apart-like protein homolog
Biological process (GO): regulation of chromosome condensation
Source: RefSeq, a predicted model, not a curated record
UGCGGUAGGUCGCAGUUAUUGGAAAAUGUAUCCCCUAUUUUAAACUUUUGUGUGAAGAACUGACAUGGCCUCUGACAUGACUUUAGUUUUAUCGACGCGAUAAAUGUGAAAUUAGAAAAAUCCAAAAUCCAAAAUGGGAAACAACCCUUUUAAUUUAAACUAAGGUUUUAAAAGUUAUCUCCCAUCAAUAUCAGAUGCGAAACUGUGCCUUGAAAUUCGUAAAGGACUCACGUUAUUUAGCGUUCUGCGCUUGCGCUGUUUGUCCAAAACCUUUCACACAGGAAAAAUGGCGGUCAACGCGAAGUAUUUGUGUUAUUGUUGCUGUAUUUUUUGUCUGUUGUAGUUUAUUGUUGCUCAGAAUCAAACGAUACACGUCAGACAUUUGAAUUAUGAGUACUGGUGCCACAAGUUCAUCGAGGCGUCUUGCAGUGCGAACAUAUGGAAGGUCCAAGGAAAGCACCAGUCGUGCUUUUGAUGAGGCAGUUGCUCCCAAGCCAGCUCACAUCAAGGCUGCCACAACUCACACAAAGUGGGGCAAGACCAACUUCAUUGCCCUCAGGGAAAGUCAGAGACUGAAAGGUGAGGUGCUUGAAGGCAGCCGCAAAGUAAAGCAGACAAAGAAUGUCGGUGAUCCAUUCAGCUUCGACGAGGACGCCAGCAAACGGAACAGUCCCGUUAAGAAGCAGACGGCUAAUGCAAACAUCAUGGGCAACACACGUCUGCCUGGAACUCGGAUCAUGACGAGGAGUGCAGAGGUGAAAAAAGAUGUCACGGUCAUUGAAGAUUUAGGUGACAGUAGUGUUAAAAAGGAUGAUGAUGACGAUCCUGAAGUUAUGUUCAAUUUUGAAUCAAAAGUAUCCAAAACAUAUUCCCGUGCUCCAUUCAACAGUAAACCAGAACCAAAGAAACAGAGUACUGAUCCCAAAUGUAAAGAAUCUGUUAAAGAUUUCGGUUUUGGGGAUUUGUCCGAUGAAGAAGAGGUCAGUCAAAGAAGUAAUGUACUUCACAAGAUGCAAAUCGUAGAGCAUUCCAUUAGACAUUCACAGUGUGAUUACCAGUCGAAACCUCCAUCUUCGAAGCAAGUGGACGACAACUCCGAUGACGAUAUAUUUCCUGUCCAGUUCAUGAAAAAACCUCAAAAAACGUAUGGUAGCCGAUACUCAUCCUUCGACACAUCAUCAUCGUCUUCUUUCACCUCAUCGCCUGUGGUUGAAACCGUGGAUGUGUUUGACGAUGUCAGCCACAAGACAUCCACUGUGUCCAAGAGUCCUCGGAAGAGGGUGUCAAAGUACAAUGACCCUGUCCUGCUGGAGGAGUACAAGAAACAGUAUGCGCUUUCAAAAGGCCUGACUGGCGAUACUCUGUAUAAGUUGGACAACAGCGUCGUCAUAUCAAAGGCCGAGAUUCCGUCAGGUAACCAGAAAGGAAAGACUGUCAUAGUCGUGUGCAAACCAAAAAUGUCCGGCAAGAAGGAGAAGAAGGAUGUGCAAUCGAAGUAUUUCCGGAUGAGCCAGGACUUCAGUCAGUUCCGAUCAAAUCUCAUUGCCGAUGUUGUGCACAGCAUAGGCGAUUCGGCCCCCAAAGGUGAUGCAGAUGUGUCGAUGGAGGAUGGUGAUACUGACAGGAGUCAGAGUCAGAAUGACUGUGUGAAAUCUUCUAGUUCUCAAGACAGUGCCCCUCGGCCCGAGUCAAAUAAUUUAGCAUCACACAGAAAUAAACAUUCUGUUAAUCCAUCACCUAGAAAUAGUGCUGCUUCAUCGUCACAGAAACAAAUCUCUCGAUCAAAGAACACUCAGGAUAGUGUCAAAUAUGUGCCUAGUAGUAGUUCUCAAGAAUCUGUUAUUGCUUCUGAUCCAGAAGCUCCUGUAUUGGAGAAAGUUGUGACAUUAAAAACGGAAAGUGAUAGCUAUGCAAGUGAGGGCAGACGAACGCCCACCAUUAGUAGUGGUGGUAAGAAGUAUAAGAUAUUCAAGUCACGAGGGCCACCAAAACCGCAAUAUAUUGAGUAUGCUUUGCCCGAGGAUUCUAUGCCAGACUCGCCAGAACCUCCCGUUCUGUCGCCAGUUUGUGAAUCGACACCCCUUGACAUAAGCGAACAGUCUGAGGAACAAAUGGAGUUGUCGGCCACUGAAAAAGUCAGUGCAAGUGAGGUGGAUGAUUUCGAGACCGUGGAAGAUGUCGUUCCGUCGAAGCGACAGAAAGUUGAGGGGGAAUGUGAGGGGGACUCUCAGGGAAAUCCGUCGGAUGGGUCCCUGUGUUCGCACGAAGACUCUCCCUCAUCCAUCAGCGGCAGCCAGCAGUCUGAGCCCGAGCAUCCCAAGUCGAGGAGGUUCUUCAAGUCAAAGAGCUCCAAGAGUAGCCUCGGGGUGUCAGACCUUCGCAGACGCGUUCUCCAGAGUCCAGGCAAAUCACCUUCCAAGGCUGUGUACAAUGCAAGAUCGUGGCAGGAAACUGACAAUGAUGCCAAAGAGACUUCAGUCAAUGCAUCACACGGCCGACCGAAAAAAGACUCAAAAUCAAAAUAUUCUUCUGAUGACUUCGGUGAUGACAGUUUUUCAGAUGAGCUGAAAGUAAGCCGCAAAGUUCACUGGCAGGGACGCGGAGGAGAAGACGCGUACACAUCACUGCGAGUCAGCAGAGAACACAGACAGUUGUUCACGGUGGUGCGUAACGUGAAGCAAGCGUUCGAGGUUCAGGAGAGUGGGGAGACGCAGGAGUUCACGGACGAUGUCGAGUAUCUGUUGGACGGGCUCCGGAAUACAGAACCAGUCUCCAUCCGAUGCUUAAGUUGUAUUCAGAUGGCGACGAAGUGUACAAUGCCAGCAUUCAGAAUGCACCUCCGAGCUCACGGUACAGUCACCAAGAUCUUCACCCUGCUGCAUGACGCCUGUACAGACCCUAGUCUUGCCCUGAGUACAGCGGCCAUGAUGUAUAUGUUGAGUCGAGAUCGACUGAACAUGGAUCUAGAGACGGACAGCCUCAAUCUGAUGUUACGACUACUCGAGUUCGAUUCAGAAAAGGAGACAUUUUCCCAGCUGAACCCAGAUGAGGUCAAAGAACUUGAGAAAACAAAAACGAGGGUGCAAGACCUUAUUAAAGACUUGAAGCAUGAAGAAACCUCAAAUUUUGAGACUGACACUAUAUCUACUGGUUACCUAGCGAUGGAAUCCUUGUUGAGUUUAACUUCGAGACGAGCUGGAGAGUGGUUCAAAGAGGAGUUGAGAACGCAAGGAGCCCUUGACCACAUAGUUGACAUGGUGUCUAAAUGUUCUCACACCAUUAUUGAGAGUCUUCAUGAUGGUAUUGAUAGUGCCGUUCCCAGUUUACGAAGAUUUGACCGUUGCCUUAGAGUGUUAGAAAAUGUUAGCUUUUUAAAUGUAGAUAACCAGUCGUACUUGCUGUCGUACAAACAUGCCGAACUCAUCACUGCUGAAUGCAGUGUACUGAAGGUCUGUCAGGAGUGUAUUUCUGCGUUUCCUGUACCGGAUGACGAGGAAGAAAGGAAGUCAUCACCUGGUGUGGUGCUCUUCAACUGUAUUCUUGCCAUUUUGAGAGUCCUCUUAAACCUGACUCAUGAAAACGAACUGGGCAGUACGAAGGUUGGUGAGCAGGAUGGACUGUUGGAUAUCAUUGUCGUCUGUCUGCUGACAAUGCCGAAAUACGUGCCUCUUGAACACUGCUUUGAUAUGUAUGUCUUGGGUCUAGGUUUGAUGAUCAACAUGGCUGAGCACUGCGAGGUGAACCGCCGGAGGCUGAUGACAUCUGUGACGACUAUAGAAAAUACAUCAACACCGAUUAUCACAGUCUUGAUCAAGUUGUUUCUCCAGCGCGAGGAGGCGGCUCGUAACUUGGAGGAGGACGAGAGUCAGUGCGAGACACUAGGGGGAUCACCUAACAAGAGUGGGGAGUGGCACGAGUCUGAGCAGGGCAUGCAGUGGAUCGCCAAGUCAGUGGAGAAGGUGAAGAAGGCGGACGACAACAACCGAGUGAACCGACCGCACAACGCCAAGGACGGGGAGGACGAUGAAGAAGAAACAUUCUUGAAAGCUCUUCACAAGGCCAGUAAACACAUGGAGAACAGUAUUAUCGCUGCGUACGUCGGACUCUUGAUAGGCUGCUUGAUACAGGACAACUCUGACUAUGUUGAACAAGUCAGGGAUCACCUACCAAACAGAAGUUACGAACCUGUUAUUAGAAUAUUGAAGAAAUUUUUGGGAUUCAUGAAUUUAACAAAUGCUGUGGAUAACACCGGAGCGCAGAAAAUCAAUCAAGUUAUAGAAGUGCUGGAGGCAGCGUGCUAAUCAAUCAUAUGGACAUCAUCACUGUUAUUUAUUUGUUACUGCGAUCUGUCAUCAGUGUGUGCAUGUACUAUUUUAUAGUCAGUAUCAUGACCAAAACCUUGUAAAUAUCAUCCAUUUAAUAUUUUCUUCUUGUAGCACAAAGAAUAGUAGUAAAGAUAACAAUUUUUUUGUACAGUUAUAUAUUACCUGAAUCAUGCCUGAAUGAACAGUUUUAAACAUUUUUGAUUAUUAUUGUAAAUUAUUUUCCUCUUUAAAAAAAAAAAAUGGUGUAUAAAUGGUGCCGAUAUUAUUUUUGUUUUCCGUGGGUUUUUUCUUCCUUUUUUAUGUGAUAGUUUUUGAACGUAAAAAUAGGUUGUAUUUUGCAGUGGAUACAAGAAAACAAAAUAUGUGGUGCAGGGCAUUUGGAUUUCAGCAUUAAUUUGGAUGCUGUUUGUAUUUAAUGCCUUUUUUUUUCAGGUUGUACUAACAGCCAUACUGAAUUUUAUUGGUAAAUAUUUUCAAGAGUGAAAUGGUGCUCUGUUGUUAUAGUGCUUUAAAACACAACAACUUGUUCUGCUGCGGCAAAAGUGCAUGUAAACUAUUCUUGUCACCCAUCAAGAGUAGCCUAUGUAAUGGAUAUUAAUGGAACUCAGUGGUAGAUAGCUUGUCUGAGGUGCAAUGAUGUAGGAUUGAUCACCUCUGGUAUGUGCUGCGCUGUGUAUGGUGAAGUGUGUAUAAAAGACCCCUUGCUGUCAUUCAUUGGAAGCAGUCUUAUGUGGCAGCUGUGGGUUUCCUCUUGCCAUGUGAACCAGGUGUAGGUUUCAACCAUCAUUCAAGACACUAAAGAGCCGCAGUUUAUAAUAUGCUGAGGUGACCACUAAAUAUUCCUUUCCAGUGGUUUCAGCAUCUUUGAUUUUAGUCCUUCAAAAUAAUAGCAAUCUGGGUAUUUUCUCUGACCAUACAGGAGCAAGAGGUUGCCCUGUGGGACGAUGCUUACCUGUUAGUGGCUCAUAGCAUUGUUUCACCUUGAUACAUACAUAGAUCAAUCCAUUUUUCGUCUCAAUCCAUCUAACCAAUGCUGGAACAUCAGUGGUUGUGUGAUAUGUGUUAUCAUGUCAAUGGAAAAUACUCUUAAAAGACUCCUUGUUGCUAGUUCACAUGUAUAGGAGUAGCCUAUGUGGAUGUGGGUUUCUUCUCAGAAUGUUUUGAUUAGCAGGGCUAGCUCUGAAUGAGCAAAACAUUUCGCCAAAUUAUCUUUAAACAUGCAAAAUCAGUUAUUUUCCAACAAAAUACCAAUUAUUGCUUGAAAUUUGUUUGCCAAAUUAAAAUAAAAUUCACCAAUUGUUACUAAAAUUUGCAAUUGUCGAAUUUGGCGAAUGCCAGAGCUAGCCCUAAUUAGUUGUAAUUGCCAAAUAGAAAAUAAUAGCCGUUGUCUAAACUUUGCUGGAGUGUGUUUCUAAACCAACAUUCCUUUCUUUUUCAUCCAGUGUUUGUCAACUGGUAAAUGAAAGGCUGUGUAUAUGUUGUCACAUGCAAGCAAAAGUGAUUCUAAUGGACCCAGUUGUUUGUGGUUGUUUUUAAAUGGAAAUGUGUAAAAACCGUGUAUGAUUCAGAGCUGAGUUUGGCAAAUGUAGGUUCAAAUCUUGCCAACAGAUACUUUGUUUUUAAAUAUGUAUGUUAUUAUGAAUUUGCCAACUAAUGGGCCUUUAAUUUGUUUGGAGAAAACUUUCGAAAGAAAAAAAAUCCCUGGAGUUUUAUCUACAAUUUUUAUGAAAUACUUGCCACAGUACUGGCAGUUCCGUUUGUUUUAUAGAGAAGCUAUCAUUGUCUGUGUGUAUAAAGACUCAAAUCUUUAAUGAUGUCACACACCAGCAGUUUGUAUUGUGUUGCCAUGACUUUAAAGUCUCAGACUCUACUGGAGUCUCAAGUCAAGACUUUAUAAAAUAAUGUAUAAACACCAGGCCAGGUUUGUUCUGAUGUGAACCGUCCAAAUGCUGUGCAAUUCUCAAAUACUUUUUAUAUAGAUUUGUCCAUUUAAAUGGAAUAACCGUUCAAUUUAAAGCUCAAUAGAAAUCUUUUAUGCAUGCAGUAAUCUUGUUGAUGCUAUUUUGUGGGGUUUGUAAUGUAUUUAAAAGAAUUUAUGGAAGAUAGAAGAACAGAAGUAACACUAACAAAAUCUGUUAAAAACAUUCUUUAUAUAGGCUUGAAUUGAAAGUCCAGUAUAACCUUUAAGGAUUUUGAGGAAUAAACACCCAAGAAAUAAAGUAAAGCACUUACUAUCAAUAAUAUAGCCAUAUAUUUUUGUUUUGUUAUUAGAUAUAAUUCAAAAUGUUUCUAAAAUAACAAUAAAACUGAUUUGAAAUGAAAAAUUUGACUGAUUGAUGUCUUGGAUAAAUUUUAAUUUUAAGUUGAAAGUAAAAUCAACAUUGUUACUGUGAUAUCCAAGACAAAUAGUAACAAAUUCCCUACCUACAGUUGUUGCAAUUAAGUAAAUUUUGUAUAGCUCUUAAAACAAAUUUGACUUGUCAAUGUCAAAUCUUGUAUCAUUAGCACUUCAAGAAACCUGACAAUGGUAAUUCAAAUAAUCGGUUUAAGGUUAUUUAUACUUUUAGUGUUAACCAUUUUGCUGUUUUGCAAAUCACUUAUGUUCCCAUGUAUUUUUUAAAUCAUUAUCCGAUCUAGGAGAAGUUAUUAAUAUUGAUAAAUACAGACUGACAGACAUAAACAUUGACAUAACAAAGAUAUUAAUGUGUUGGUAAGCAUAUGUUUUAAGAAACAUUUACAAUAUAUAUUUUUAAAAUAGGUGCUGCUGAAUAUUACUUUAAAAAACAAUGGAAUUAAAAUUAGCUCCACUGGUUAAUUACCUGUAGAUCUAACAGCACCCCGUUGCAGCUCAUGUCCAGUUGAACUUUCAUUCGACCAAUCAAAACCUUACUUGCAAAAUCAUGCCAGUGAUUUGAAAAAGAUUUGAAAACAUUAGGGAUUAUGCCGAGUGUAUACAAAAUGAUUCAGGUGAAUUACAAAGUAUGCCGGAAACUAAUUUCAAUAUAAAAUUUGUUUCAAGAUGAAACCCUCCGUGAUGUUAUAGCCAUAAAGUCUGUUUAUACUAGUAUACAAUCCAGAGUUUAUUACUGCACUUUUCCACCUGUUUUUUUUAAUGUUGAAAUAGACCAAUAAGUUUGCCUAAUGCAUAAAUAGUCUCGCCCAAAAAAUAUGCUCCUGAAUAAAGCUAUAAAAGGCGAAGUGUAAUUGGUCGAUAUUUAAAUUGUUAUUUAUAGAUGAAAUGUCACCUGGACCUGGGAGUCCACGCAAUGCUGUUAGAUCUACUGGUAGACCAGUACAGCUAAUUUUA